CUCUUUUUGACAUUACGACGUCAACGUGCUUCGAUCUUUUUCCGCUUUGAGCUCUGAAGAUGGCGGUCGGUAAAAAUAAGGGUCUCUCCAAAGGAGGUAAAAAAGGUGGCAAGAAGAAGGUUGUGGAUCCCUUCUCGCGCAAAGAUUGGUAUGAUGUAAAAGCGCCAAACAUGUUCGUGACCCGCCAGAUCGGUAAAACUCUAGUAAACCGCACCCAAGGCCAGAAAAUCGCCUCUGACUACUUGAAGGGUCGUGUAUUCGAAGUAUCGCUGGCCGAUUUGCAGAGCGACAACGAUUCUGAUCGCUCGUUCCGCAAGUUCCGCUUGAUUGCUGAGGAUGUUCAGGACCGCAAUGUGCUCUGCAACUUCCACGGUAUGGAUUUGACCACGGAUAAGUAUAGGUCCAUGGUCAAGAAAUGGCAAACCCUCAUCGAAGCGAUCGUUGAGGCAAAGACCACUGACGGUUACAUGUUACGUGUCUUCUGCAUUGGCUUCACCGCCAAGGACCAACAAUCACAACGUAAAACUUGCUAUGCUCAACAAUCGCAAGUGCGUAACAUCCGCUCCAAGAUGACUGAAAUCAUCAGCAACGAUGUAACCAGCUCAGACUUAAAGCAGUUGGUAAACAAGCUUGCUCUCGACUCCAUUGCUAAGGAUAUAGAGAAGAAAUGCCAGCGGAUCUACCCAUUGCACGAUGUUUACAUACGCAAAGUUAAGGUCUUGAAAAAACCACGAUUUGAUCUGUCCAAAUUGUUGGAAUUGCAUGGUGAUGGUGGUGGCAAAGGCACUGAAGCUGUCGUAUCGGCAGAGGGUGCUGUUGUAGAAAGACCCGAGGGAUACGAACCACCUGUACAGGAGUCUGUUUAAACAAAUAUUGAAUUCAACAACAUUCAUUUUUUUAAUGUAGAAGAUGCAAAGGAAAGAAAACAUGCACAAAACUCGCGGAUGGGAGUUUUGCAUAAAAAAUAA
This is a messenger RNA of Rhagoletis pomonella (apple maggot), 968 nucleotides long. Its product is annotated as 40S ribosomal protein S3a. NCBI's taxonomy places the organism in Eukaryota, Metazoa, Arthropoda, Insecta, Diptera, Tephritidae. The record is from RefSeq and is a predicted model, not a curated record. Bases 60 to 866 code for a protein of 268 amino acids. The transcript is spliced from 2 exons. Gene Ontology annotation, biological process: translation. Gene Ontology annotation, cellular component: cytosol; ribosome. Gene Ontology annotation, molecular function: structural constituent of ribosome.